Molecule: messenger RNA, 1659 nt
Organism: Rosa rugosa (rugosa rose)
Lineage: Eukaryota; Viridiplantae; Streptophyta; Magnoliopsida; Rosales; Rosaceae
Product: 2-carboxy-1,4-naphthoquinone phytyltransferase, chloroplastic
Exons: 11
Coding region: 246-1442 (398 amino acids)
Biological process (GO): phylloquinone biosynthetic process
Cellular component (GO): membrane
Molecular function (GO): prenyltransferase activity
Source: RefSeq, a predicted model, not a curated record
AGAAAAAAAAAAGUCUGAUCCAAUCAAAAAAAUCCUAUCCUCAAUACCAUCCCCACACUGCAUGGCCAAAUCACUUCUCGCCGUCGCCGGUGGUUCUCCGCCGUCGUAUGUGGUUCCAUUUUUCAAUUGUUAAUGCCAUUCAUUUCUAGUUGUGUAAUCUAACCAAACAUAACCCAAUCCAAUCCACUCCAGUCUAGUUUAGUUUAGUUUUCCAGAGUCCAAUCAUCCUCACCAAACCAUAGCAAAUGGCAUCAGCAUUCUGUAAUCUCAACCCGUGCGGCUCUGGUCUCACAAAACUAAAUGACUACAAGAAGCACACAGUCCUCAAAAGGCCUUACAUAGACUGCAAAAGAUUGUCUCUUUCGCCUUGCAAUGCCGAAAAGGUUUUCCCCAAGACUCUUAGAAGACAAGUAGAGGUCAUGCAUUGCACACAGGCUUUUGUCAAUAGUAAUGGUGCGGAUUUGGGUACCGUCCAUGAGGAGGAUAAAGAAGAGAGUAUUUCUAAGGCAACCUUAAUAUGGAGGGCAAUAAAGUUGCCAAUAUACUCUGUUGCAUUCAUCCCUCUCACUGUAGGUAGUGCAGCUGCUUAUUUAGAGACGGGCAUAUUUUCAUCAUGGCGUUAUUCUAUUCUUUUGAUUUCUUCUGUUCUUAUCAUCACUUGGCUCAACUUAAGCAAUGAUGUUUAUGAUUUCGAUACAGGAGCAGAUAAAAACAAGGUAGAAUCGGUUGUAAAUCUGGUUGGCAGCCGUACAGGCACAAUUGUUGCUGCCUACUCGCUACUUGUUCUUGGCUUCAUGGGGCUUACUUGGGUAUCUUUUGAGGCAGGAAAUAUGCGGGCAAUAUUAUUACUCGCUUGUGCAAUAAUUUUUGGUUAUAUAUAUCAGUGCCCACCAUUUCGGUUAAGUUACCAAGGAUUGGGGGAGCCAUUGUGCUUUGCAGCAUUUGGUCCAUUUGCCACUACAGCUUUUUAUUUACUGCAGGGCAGCGGAAGUAAAAUGAUGCAUCUUCCUUUCACUGGUCCAAUUCUUUCUGCAUCACUUCUUGUUGGCAUUACGACAACCUUAAUUCUGUUCUGUAGUCACUUUCAUCAGAUUGAAGAAGACAAGGCGGUAGAAAAAAUUUCCCCUCUGGUUAGGCUUGGCACCAAAAGAGGAUCAUGGGUAGUGAGAUUGGCAAUUAUAGGACUGUAUGUCCUAGCUUUUUCUUUUGGUCUAAGCAGGGCUCUUCCCAUUACUUGUAUAUUUUUCUGUGCCUUGACCUUACCAGUGGCAAGACUCGUGGUUAGCUAUGUUCAGGAAAACCAUAAUGAUAAACAUAAAAUAUUCAUGGUGAAGUAUUACUGUGUGAGAUUGCAUUCUUUAUUUGGAGUUGCACUCGCUGCUGGACUAGUGGUAGCGAGAACGGCCCCUAAAAUUAGUAUUCCAAGGUUGGCAUUUUCAUAGUUUUUCUGCAUCCUGAAAUUUCUAGACAAAUGGAUGUUCCGAAUCUGUCGAGUGUGGCUGUAGUAUCACUAGUAUGUGUACAUACCUUACUUAUCGUAGUUCUGACUGCAGUCUAAUGUUUUCUUAGUUUAUUUGUAUAUUUUCUCCGUUUUAUUAACAACUGCCAGCAUGUGAGCCGUGGCCCAGCAUUGUAUAAUAUCAAUUUUGUUAUUAAAUA